UUCCGAUUGGUUAACAUUCUGUUUUCCUGUCGUUUUGCGCCUCGGUUUGUCGCCCUUUACGACCAGCGUACGCGUGCUGAUCUCGACGCCGCCGUAUCUGCGGAGGAGCAGUUUUGGGAGGACGUUCCUGCUGCAUUUUUGGAUUGCACACCCGAGGAGGAGUUCGAUAAUUUGAUUGCAGCCCACCCUGCAUUGGACCCCACCUGUAUCAACCCUGCAAGCAUCGUCCAGCACUCGAUUAAGCAACUCCGUCAGAUUUGGGGAUCGUCACACGGAGCUUACCGCCAAGCUCACAUCCGCUUUACCAGGACUGGCACAAACGACAAGGACUUCUACAAGUACUGCAACGGGCGUUUGGAUGCACUUUACAUUCAUAUGCACCUGCAGAUCAAGCGU
Molecule: messenger RNA, 396 nt
Organism: Phytophthora sojae
Lineage: Eukaryota; Oomycota; Peronosporomycetes; Peronosporales; Peronosporaceae
Exons: 1
Source: RefSeq, a predicted model, not a curated record